AUGUAUUACAUCAAAAAAUUAAUACAAACAAAUAUUCCUGGAAUUUAUGUUAAAUCUGUAAUGCUUGGAAAUAAUGUAGUUGAAGAUGUUGAGAAAGGGUUUUUCUCUAAUAUGAAUGAACAAAUUAAUAUUGUUUGUGAAAUGUUGAAAGAAGAUGUGAACUUAUUGAAAGGAUAUAAUGCUAUUGGAUUUAGCCAAGGAGGGCUUUUUAUGUUCGUUUUUAAUUAA
This is a messenger RNA of Meloidogyne enterolobii, 228 nucleotides long. The record is from the annotation of a GenBank genome assembly. Lineage: Eukaryota; Metazoa; Nematoda; Chromadorea; Rhabditida; Meloidogynidae.